AUGGUGGCUGUGGAUCCAUAUGUAACAGGGGAUUUUACGACCAUUAGCGAAGCUGUAGCUGCGGCACCAGAUAACUCUGUUGCUAAUGAUGGAUAUGCUGUGAUUUAUGCGGUGAAUGUCUCUAUGAAGACGCCAAAUCUUAUGCUGUGCACCAAGAUUCGUGUCCUCCGAGAAGAAGCUUCAGUAUAUUGUAGCCAUUCUUGCAGUGAGUUUGCAGACUGUGACCUAUACAGGAACGUUGAUUUCAUACUUGGUCUCCAAAUUUUCGAUAUUUAUCAGGAAUUACCAGUGGACAAAAUGUUCAAUGCAAUAACUUAUCAAGGCAGAACAGAUCAAUGCAUAAUUGUUGCCACUGAAGCAGCUAACGACUUCGCCUCAAGUAAGGGUACUACAAAAAAAACCCAGGCAGGCCUUGGAAGGAAUACUCAAGAACUGUUAACAUGCAGUCUUCGUCGAUAA
Messenger RNA from Populus euphratica (Euphrates poplar), 459 nucleotides. RefSeq names its product probable pectinesterase/pectinesterase inhibitor 34. NCBI's taxonomy places the organism in Eukaryota, Viridiplantae, Streptophyta, Magnoliopsida, Malpighiales, Salicaceae. The transcript is spliced from 2 exons. The record is from RefSeq and is a predicted model, not a curated record. Bases 1 to 459 code for a protein of 152 amino acids.